AUGUCUUUUGAUCAGUUAUCGUCGAUGGAGUCGCAGCCGACUACUAUGCGUAGACAGGACGAUCCUCAGUACUCGGACGACCCCGAAUUCCAGCGACUGUCACAGGAGCUCAUGUCGAAACUCUUUACGUUAACAGGCAACAUCUCGCGACUCACAAAUGAAAUCGCACUAUUAGGCACAAAGCGAGAUACCGAGAGGGUACGGGAACGAGUGCAUGAGCUCUUAGAGGAAUCGAAGGAUGCCUUCAAGGAGGUCGGGGAAGGCGUGAAGAAGAUACAGUCAUGGGAAGAUGUUAGCCCGUCACAAAAGUACACCCAGCAAAAGCUUGCCCGGGAGUUCCAGAACAACCUGCAAGAAUUCCAAUCUGUCCAACGCCAAGCUCUUGAGAAGCAACGAACAUCUGCGAGCGCUGCGCGACAUGCGUUAGAAGAACAGCAGUCACCAGGAGCUGAAGGGAGCGGUGCUUUCGGACAGCAGCAAUCACAAGAGCAGUUGCGACUGGCUUCGCAAGAUGAGGUUGAUUUCCAAGAUUCAUUGAUCGUGGAGCGGGAGGCAGAGAUUCGCAACAUCGAACAGGGUGUUACAGAGCUAAACGAGCUGUUCCGAGAUGUGGCGCAUAUUGUCACUGAGCAAGGCGAGACUCUUGAUACUAUCGCCAAUAACGUGGAGAAUACCAGAACUGAUACGAGGGGGGCGGAUUUGGAGUUGAGGAGUGCCGCACGAUAUCAGAAGAAUGCUCGGUCGAAGGCUUGCUGUCUCUUGCUGAUCCUAGCUGUCAUCCUUACUAUUAUUAUUUUGGCGGCUGUCGUUGGAUGA
Molecule: messenger RNA, 816 nt
Organism: Venustampulla echinocandica
Lineage: Eukaryota; Fungi; Ascomycota; Leotiomycetes; Helotiales; Pleuroascaceae
Product: SNARE protein
Exons: 2
Coding region: 1-816 (271 amino acids)
Biological process (GO): intracellular protein transport; Golgi to vacuole transport; vesicle fusion
Cellular component (GO): endomembrane system; SNARE complex; membrane
Molecular function (GO): SNAP receptor activity; SNARE binding
Source: RefSeq, a predicted model, not a curated record